Lingula anatina is the source of this 4228-nucleotide messenger RNA. RefSeq names its product dihydropyrimidinase. Gene Ontology annotation, cellular component: cytosol; cytoplasm. Gene Ontology annotation, biological process: pyrimidine nucleobase catabolic process. Gene Ontology annotation, molecular function: dihydropyrimidinase activity. Lineage: Eukaryota; Metazoa; Brachiopoda; Lingulata; Lingulida; Lingulidae. The record is from RefSeq and is a predicted model, not a curated record.
AAGCAUAAAAAAUUGAGUAUCACGAAUUUUUACACUUUGACUACAUGAAAUUACUGGUAAGAAAGAAGAAAAUUUAUAUCUCAAGUCAGAAAGAUGUUGCCUUCAUAUGGUCCUCUUGGAACAUGAUAUGCAUGUUGUAUAAUAAAGCUAUUUCUUAUUUUUAAGAUUUUUACAUUAGGGAUUGCUGACGGCAGGAACUAGAAACCCUUGUAUUAAUUCACAGAAACAAGCCAUGAGACAGACAGGCUAUGACUCAGGAAAAAUCAAUAUUAUUACACUACCAGACAGUUAUUCCCGCCGUUAUAAUUGACAGAGGGAAUUGUUGGUUUUUGUACAUUAUUUUGAUCUUUCUUCUAUAGUUGCACAUGCAUUACAUUUAUGGCUGUCUGCCUUAAGCUGAUGAAGAAAAAAAAUUAAUCAAAUGUUUCAGGUAAUUUCCCUCGUUUAAUUGGAAAAUACAAAGGUUAGAUUGGCAUUACAGUUUGCUCAUUAUUUUAUGCAGCUGGCAAUCAAUAAAUGACAAUGGCUUUGUGCAGCAGCAAGCCAGGGCCCUGGCAAUGAAUUUCCAAUAUCAGUAUCUCCUGGGAUGAUGGGCGGUGAGCAACAGACUUCCCAGAGUUCCAUGUGUUCCCCUCGUGUUACAGCUGAGCAGACUGUCUCUCUCACUGUUAGUGCCAGAUUAGAUCAGUAAUUUCAUUGACUCUAGCCUGGUAUUAGUGAUCAGCUGCCACAGAACUCCACCACUACCACCCUAGCCUUGCCUGUCUUCUUGGGGAUGCCAUCUGGACCUGAAUGUCAGGGAUUGAUUGAGUAGAACAGCAAAGCAUUAUAAGGUGUUGGGGAGGCACUGUGUAAGGAAAAAGUCACUGUAGUUAAUUCUGAAGCUCUCUGUAUACCAGCCCUAAUAUAUCACCCACCAGACCUAGACAGACAGCAUGGCAUCUCCCUCACCUCACAAGAGCCCUGCCAGAGUGAAGAAUAGUAUGUUUGGGUUUGUGCCAGAUGCCUUUGGAGCUAAAUCCCUACCUUUAGGCCAAGAAAGUCCCAGAAGACGUCAGCAGGCCGCUCCCAAAAUGCAGGACACCCCUGAUGCUGCCCCAGAGAAGAAGCCUGAGGAGAAAUCUGAUGGACAGAAUGGAGAAGCCCCUCCAGUGGAAGAAACUAUUGUACCUGACACAGGGGUGUCCACUGAAGCUCCGGCUGUCCCCUGUUUGGAUCCGGUAAUAUAUGAGAGUGCCCAGUCCCGUGUAUUUAUCAAGGGGGGUCGUGUUGUCAAUGAUGACUGCUCUUUUGAUGCUGAUAUCUACAUAGAAGAUGGAGUCAUCAAGCAGUUGGGCACCAACCUUAUUAUCCCAGGUGGUGCCAAGACCAUUGAGGCCAAAGGAAAGAUGAUCAUACCAGGUGGUAUUGACACCCACACCCACAUGCAGCUCCCCUUUAUGGGCACCUUUGCCUGUGAUGACUUCUACACAGGCACUAAGGCUGCCCUGGCUGGGGGCACCACCAUGAUCAUUGACUUUGUAUUGGACCAAAAAGGUGUGUCACUUGUGGAAGCCUAUGACAAAUGGCGUGGCUGGGCGGACCCCAAGGUGUGCUGUGAUUACGCUCUUCAUGUCGGCGUGACGUGGUGGAGCGAUGAGGUGGCCAAACAGAUAGAAGAGUUAACUAGGGAUAAAGGUAUCAACUCCUACAAAAUGUUCCUUGCCUAUAAAGAUGUGUUUAUGCUCAAUGAUGAUGAACUUUACAAAGCAUUUAGAAAGUGCAAAGAAGUUGGGGCAAUUGCACAGGUACAUGCUGAGAACGGACAUCUUAUAGCCGAGAAAUCUAAAGAAAUGAUAGACAUGGGAAUCACUGGGCCUGAGGGUCACAUGCUGUGCAGACCAGAGGAGGGUGAAGCCGAGGCCACUAUGAGAGCUAUUACAUUGGCCUCCACAGCCAACUGUCCACUUUAUAUCUGUAAGGUGAUGAGCAAGAGUGCUGCUGAAGUCCUAGCUAAUGCCAGAAGACGAGGAAACAUAGUGUUUGGAGAGCCUAUUGCAGCCAGUCUUGGCACCGACGGCACCCAUUACAAUAACAAGUGCUGGCGCCAUGCAGCAGGUCAUGUGAUGGGACCUCCACUUCGCCCUGACCCAACCACACCAGGGUACCUCAUGGAUCUGCUGGCAAAUGGAGACCUUCAGGUGACUGGUACAGACAACUGUACCUUCAAUGCUGACCAGAAGGCUCUUGGUGCUGAUGACUUCAGGAAGAUCCCCAAUGGUGUGAAUGGAGUGGAGGACAGAAUGUCAGUCAUUUGGGAGAAAGGAGUUCACACUGGUAAGAUGGAUCCUUGUCGCUUUGUUGCUGUUACAAGUACCAAUGCUGCCAAAAUUUUCAAUAUUUACCCAAGAAAGGGUAGAAUAGCAGUUGGAUCUGAUGCAGACUUAGUCAUCUGGAACCCUAAUGCCACCAGGGUGAUCUCAGCCAAGACGCACCACCAGGCUGUGGACUUCAACAUCUUUGAGGGCAUGGAGUGUCAUGGUGUAGCAGAGGUUGUUAUAGCCAAUGGAAGAAUAGUUCUAGAGGAUGGACAGCUUCAUGUUGUUCAGGGCAUUGGGCGCUUCAUUCCAACUCCACCUAAUGCAGAGUUUGUGUAUGGAAGGGUAGCAGGAAGAGAAAAUGCAAAGAAGCCACAGAAAGUUGAACGUGAAGCCUAUGGUGGCCCUGUUGUUGAAAUAAGCAAGACAGCUCAGCAGACCGAGAGUGCGGCUCACGUGGACAAGGAAGAGCAGGCCUUCCAUAACCGCCCACCCACACGCAGCGGUGGAAGGAAUUUACAAGAUUCCAGUUUUACAUUAGCUGGUAAGGGGAUCAACACUCACAGGGAUCAGUUUGAUGAUUCACGUCCGUACCGACCACAUACACGAUCUGUGAACCCACCUGGUGGAGCGUCCCAGGGACUCUGGUAACUGGUCAAAUACACACUUUCUCGAUGUCCAGAUACUAAGUUAGGAAUACAGACUGUCUUCGUUGUCACUGCCCAGUCUCGCUAGGUGGACUUAGUUUGAUGUAGCAUUUGCCAAAGACGUGGCUUUUCAUUGUAGACUGCCAUUGUGGCUCACCGGACAUGGAAAUGCAAUGACUGUAAAUUCCUCUGUAUAAGAAUACAACUUGGGCGUAAGGAUGCAGUGUGUGAAUUUAAUUGCAGUUAAGACACUCUGUGGUUGCAGAGAGUUCAGAGAUAAAAAGAACUAUAGUUUUGUAGUAGUUUGAUAGUCAGGUAUUUGAACAGAAAUGAGUGGUCUGUCAUAAAAGUGACAGGUUUUGCUGCCAGGAUACUUAGGUAGAGAGUCAUUGAUAAAAAGUGCAGAUAAAAGAAAUGAACAUUUAGUUUGUCCAGUGCCAGAUCUUUUCUCCAUGUUUUGUUCUCAGGCUAUUUUUAACUUGCAUUUGUUUAUAUUUGAGAGAUUGAAAUGGUGAUUGUUAACAUGAGUAGAUGUGCCUUUGUAAUGUAGCACAAAAGUGGCUUCCAGUACACUUCAACUUUAAAAGUGUUAGAGGCAUUGCUGGUUGGUGAGGAGCUUCUGAUUUUCAAGUUUGCAGAUAUGGAUGUACUAUGCAUGAUCUUUUCAUGGAAUUGAAAAGGUUGCCAAUUAGUUGACAAUCAGUCACCUGUCAAAACCCUUCCCUGUUCUUGUCUGAAUACCUUUGUAUGUUAGAGCUGAACUACCAUUCCACAACAAGGUCAUCUGUCAUAACUAGCUUUUUUAAUUUACAAAUGCAUUCCUUGAUUAACUGUAGAAAGUUCACGUUUUGUUAUAUCAGAUUAUUUGUUACAGUUAUUUACAGAUUUUAUUAGAAUCCUGUAUUAAUAUUAUGGAAUUUAUAAUAUAUUUUAAAGUAUGACUGAAUUGUGUAUAGGUUUGAUGAAAAUUAUUUAAAUUUAGCAUGGUAAGGACAAGUUGUGCACUUAAUAUAUAUAAUACUUGCAUUUUCCCUCAGAUUUUCAGAUGAAUUUCCAAGUUUUAAUGGUGUCUUUCUUGUGUCAUUGCAUACUUGUAGAUUUUCUUAAACAGAUUCAUUGCCUUCCUGUACAAUCUUUAUUGAAGUAAGCAAAGAAAAUUGCAUGAAAGAUGUUGUAGUUUUGUGUAUGUGUUACAUUUAGAUUGCAGUUAGACUGAAUCAGGAAAAACUGAUUAAAGUGUUUUAUACAAAUGUGCUGCUUAAAUAAAAAUUGAAGGAUGGAUAA